AUGCCAACAACUUGUGGAUUUCCUAAUUGUCGAUUUCGUUCACGUUAUCGUGGUGCUGAAGAUAAUCGACAUUUUUAUCGUGUACCAAAGAAACCUGCAAUAUUACGAAAGAAGUGGCUAGAAGCAAUAGGUAGAACUGAAGAAACAAUUGUUAGCCAGCUACGAGUAUGCAGUGGUCAUUUUUAUGGUGGAGAAAAACAUGAGGGUGAUGUUCCGGUUGCUGAUCCAGCAGUUGAUGAACCAAUAAGAGUUGAACUACCUCCUAAAAUCUCACGUUUUCCAUCAACAGUGAAUAAAAGAAACUGUUGUGGUACUCGAGGUGGUGGUGGCGUUGGUCGAGGAAGAGGAUUGCAUCAUACUCAAGGAAUUAGAAAUAAGAUGUGUUUUUUAAAAUCAGGAAUGCUCAAUUACAUGACAAAACAUAAUAAUUGUUUAAAUAUGUUGGGAUCAUUUAAACCAAAGCACACAUUGGCAUCCAAUUCAACCCAAUCAUCUUCAAUUCUAAGAAACGAUCAUAAAAUUCGGGCUAAUAAGUCAACUAAUAUCAUUAACAGUAAUAAUGAUUCUAAUAGUCCACUGAUGUGGUUUAAUAAUUUAUAUUCUCCUCAUAUUUAUGAUUAUCUGAAAACAAUCUCACUAAAUACUUCUACAUCAUCAUUACCUGAAUUAAAUACAAGUAAAAAAUAUUUAUAUGAUCCAAGAAAACACUUCAAUUCAACCUCUAUUAAUAAAGAUCAAGCUGUUCUACAGAAUUAUUCAUAUCAAUCACCUCAACAAAUAAACUAUCCAAUAGAUAAAUACACUUCAUUUAUUCAUACUUCAAGAUGUCAUACUCCACUCACUUCAACAACUGUCUGUUUAACAAAUCUAAUUCAAAAUGAAAAUAGUAUAUUGAAAAAGUCUUGUAAUUCACCUUCCAAUAGUAAUGAUAAUAUUAAUAAUAUAAAUAGUAUUAUUAAUGAUCAUAAACCACAAUCUGCAUUCUCAUCAGUAACAAGUAUGUUUGAAAAUAAUAAUAAUAAUAAUAACAAUAAUAAAUAA
Schistosoma guineensis is the source of this 1041-nucleotide messenger RNA. NCBI's taxonomy places the organism in Eukaryota, Metazoa, Platyhelminthes, Trematoda, Strigeidida, Schistosomatidae. The record is from the annotation of a GenBank genome assembly.